This is a messenger RNA of Trichoplax adhaerens, 4878 nucleotides long. RefSeq lists its product as uncharacterized. Lineage: Eukaryota; Metazoa; Placozoa; Uniplacotomia; Trichoplacea; Trichoplacidae. The record is from RefSeq and is a predicted model, not a curated record. The transcript has 4 exons. Bases 1 to 4878 code for a protein of 1625 amino acids.
AUGGAAGAUGAUAGCGGAUUUCGAUCGUUAGAUAGCUCAAUAAAUGAGACUGGAAUACGAUCUGACGAAAAUCUUCGUGAAAGUGAUUACGAAAAAUUGAAACCAGAUGGCUUGCGAAAAACUAAGCAUGGUAUAGACUUUCAGCUGGCUUUACAAAUUUUAGUGGCGAAUCGAGCUAAUUCACGCAAUUGUAAGUUUAUCAUGUCUAGCGAAGCAAAAGAGGCUCACAAUCUCGAUGAUUUAGUAAUAGACUAUGGCCAUAGAAUUGUAUUUGUACAAGCUAAGCAUGCGGCAGAAACAGUCGAUACUGAUAGCCAUUCAUCGAAUAUUGCAAGUACUAGUAAAGAUUCGAAAAGGAAAGGAGUCGCUAUCCGUUUAGCUGAUUUUUUUGAUACAUGGAUGAAAUUGAAAGAGGGGCCGUGGAGUAAAACAUCGACAGAUAAUAUAAAAGAUGUUCGAUGCAUGCUCUUUACCAAUCGAAAUAUAGAAGAUGGUGACGAGUAUUUAGAUGACGCAGAGUUUGACCUAGAAGACGAAUUUAAAUUUGAAGAUUUUAAUACGAAAACCAAGAAAUUUAAACAAGGAGAAACUAGAGAAGAAUUUAAGCGAUCAAUACAAGCAUAUUCAGAGACAGCUAAGAAAUAUUCGAACAUCGUCAGAGACUGUGAUCCCGAAGGAAAUGAACUUAUAAUUUCAAAAGAUGAAAAUUUAAAGAAAAGGCCUAGAGUCGAUGAAGAAGCAGCAAUCAAAGAAGCUGCUCUCAAAUUGAGCAAAAAAUUGAUGAACGUAAACAAGAAUAGUAAAGAGAUUAGACUUGCUCCUCCUGAUAUUUCUUUUAAAGCUUUGGCUUUGGUUAAGUUAGCCAUUAGUGAUAAAUCAUUCAGGAAUCUUUUGAUACCGCAUAUGGAUAAAAAAUUAAAUAAUCCAGGGGAAAUAUUCGAUCAAUUUAAAAAAAUUAUUAAAAUAAAAGAUGAACUGAAUUGUUCAGCAAUUUUAUGUAAUGCUAUGGAAGAUGAGAUUAAUCAAUUCCUCGAUGAAUUUAUAUUUAAAUAUGAACAGCCCAAUUGCUCACAGUUAGAGGAUCUAAUUUUGAAAGAGCUUGGAUUUCGCACUAAUAUUGGCCAGCAAGAAGUAUUCUAUGCAGUACAUAAGACCAUGAAUACAUGGUUUAGCAGCCUUAAAACCACUUACAUUACUGCGGAAGUUUUUAAAAAAGCAAUCAAUGUGCAUUUUAGUAAUGCACUUCGAUAUCACUUUCUCUCUCACACAAAGAAUUAUAUGGAAAAGUUUAAACAAUAUCCAGCAAUAGACAAUUUAAAGGUACAAGGUUUGCUGACAUUUUUAGAAGAUACUGAUUGUCUAGCUGACUCGAAGAGCACACUAUCUCAACUUUUACAACCUAUUAUGAAAGAGGCAAAUGAUAGCAAGAAAAAACUAGUGUUGCUCUUGAAGGAUAAGCAGAAGCGCGAUUUAGAUAUUUUAUUACAUACUGACGAUGAUAACAACGAUAAUACUUUAAGUUUGCCAGAAUCAAUGGCGCUACCUUCAGGAAAAAAUGAUCAAACAACAGUAGAAGGUAAUCAAAAUCUUGAAGAAGGUGGAAGCACGAGUAUAAACAUUAAAGGGCUUUCAGGGAAUCAAAUUAAAUCUAUAUAUAAAACUGAUGAAAAUAAAUAUAUUGAUCUGGGUGGCAAAUUUUAUCAGCUUUCAAGACUCAUCAAAGAUACCUCUUGCAGUUUGUUUUCUUUUCUAUCAGACUUAGAUAAUGUAGAUUUAAUUCGAAAUAGAUUGAAAGCAGAAAGACCAAAAAGUGAUAGAGGAUUAAAGAUGAACAUUUACGUACCCAAUGAUGUGAUUGAAGGUGUACCUAUUUACGAUUUAAGAAACUUACUCACGACUGCUAAAGCUAACCUAUUUAUAUUCAAAAAUAAUACUAAUGAAAAGCAGCUAAAGGAUCAACUCGAGAAGUGGUUCAAUGAAUGGGAGGUUCGAUUUCAACUCUAUGAGAAAGUACAACAGGAAACAGAUUGGUCAGAAAAGGAGAGUGUAAGGUAUAUUUUCUUGCGAAAUAUAUCGGAUAUUGAAUUUUCCGAAAAAAAAUUUCGAGAUAAGUGCUUCAUCUAUAUCGGAGGCUCUGAAAGUCUUAAAGAAAAAAAUAUUAUCUACAUUAAUUUAAAAUGCCGGGAUAGCACAUGCAGCAGUGUAAUUAUUGAAAGCAAUCCUAGCAAUUUAAAUUUUUCAAGUCCAUUGGAAUACGACUUUAAUAAGAAUUUGGGACAAUUAACUAAUUCCGAAAAAGAUGUAUUCCAGUUUUAUAACUUUUCAAUAUUAUUAGCAGAUGCUGGCCAUGGUAAAACUGCUUUUUGCUUGAAUGAAAGAUAUAAAUGGAAGGAGUACGAAGACGAAAUUAGCUGGAGGAUUUUUAUUAGCUUACCUAAAAUUCAGCUAUCAUCCUCUCCAAAACUGUCUUCCAUUUUUACGAGUGAGGCAACAGGACAUGAAUGGGAAAAUUGGCAAUUGGAAAUUAUACAAAAAGAUAUGGAAGAGACAGGUAAAGUUUUUUUGCUGCUUGAUGCCUUCGAUGAAAUGAAAGACCAGGAUCAAAUUAAUAAUUUACGGCUAUGGCUUGACAUCAUUCCAUCAUCAACAUCUAUCUUGAUAACUACGAGACCUUAUGCGAUUAAAGACAUCAAGCUAUCCAAAAAUCAUCAAUUUGGAAAAUAUUUUCAAUUACAACAAUAUAGUGAAAAGCAGCUUAAAAUUUAUAUCAGCAGAUAUAUAGAAAAGAUUUGGAAUAAAAUGAAUAGUGAUAAAGGAUUGCAGCCAAAUCAAAAUGAAAUUGUAAUGGAAGUAUGGAAUAAUUUAAAAAGAAAUAAAAAAGUCACAUCAACUUUAGGUAUCCCUCUUGAAAGUUAUAUUUACUGCGAAAUUAUGGAAAAUCAACUUCGUGAGUGGUUAAGCAAAUCAGUUAGUUUGAAGAAUAUAAAGUCUAUUCUAAGUAAACAUAGUUCAGAUAGUACUGUAAAACUUUUCCAACAAUUUUUCAAGGAAAAGCUUACGUUAUAUUUUAAAAGACACCUUAAAUUCGACAACCUCAAAAUAAUAAAAUCAUCUUCAUAUAUUUUAGGAACUUCCUUUACAAAUACAUUAUCAGCAUACGCGUUCAAGCAAGCUUUUAAUUUAAAAGAUGAUCUUUUUAUUGAUAAGUGUUUUGAUAAUAUCCAGUAUAUAGAUCAAAUUACCAAGGAAUUACCAAACACUGGCUUGAUAUUAAAUGUUGAUAAUUCUGAGCCAAAUCUUCAAUUUAUUCAUGACACAUAUCAAGACUACCUCGCGGCAGUAUUUCUCAUCAAAGAUAUUCUGCUAACAGAUGAUUUUCCUGACACAAUUAAGGAGUGUAUAACAAAGCGAUUAUAUAAUCCAAAUUACAGAUUGUUCUUCAGGUUUGCUGCUCAAGUGAGUAUUGGUGAAGAACCGAUAUUACCAAAACUUGAUAAAAAACGCAAAAUAGUUAUAUUCAGGUUAUGGAAACUAUUAACUGAAAAGGUGGAUAUUAUGGGUGCUGGUUCCCGUAGAUUAUUUUAUGAUUGCUUACACGAAUAUACGAAAGACCAAAGGGAAAAAUUAAAAUCCUAUUUAGCGGGAAAUGAAUGGGCAACUGAAUUAAUAGAAUUUAUCGAUGAAUAUCGAGUGAUUCGAGCCGAAGAUAGCGAAAGAAAUAGUCAAAAUGAUCAAAAUGAAAAUGAAAACGAAGAAGUUGAAAAAUUCACCCUGCUGCUGGAUAAUAGUGAUCCAACUCUGACGAAUAAAAAGAUGGAAAUAACUGAGCCUAAAUCGACGGCUAUACGUAUUGAAUUGUUGCAAAAUAAAAAUUAUGUUUAUAGUUACACAUCAUCUAUAUUACAGGAAUGCAAUGCUGAAGAUGUUGCAUUGAAGUUUGAAGAAGUAACUGAAGAUGACCUUGAAAGUUAUAAAUAUUGGGAUAUUGACGGUGGCUUUUCAGCUAUGGCACUACUGGGUAAAGCCUUCACGCAAAAGUUAGCAGACUAUUUUAUAUACAAACUUAAUCGGGAUCCGAGUGGCGAUUUCAAGAAGCAUUCCAGGCUAUUGAGCUUUUGCAUGAUAAACUGCGUAGCUUUGGAAUUAGAAUUCGCAGUGACAGUAGAAGAGAAUGAUAAAAUAAUAUUUUCAAAGAUAGAAAUUUUUCAUUUAAGCGUAAAAAUACCUAAGGACGGGAAUAAUGCGAUAGAAAGUAUUUAUAUGGCGCUACAGAAUUACUUAAUAGAAAAGCUAAAAAAAGAAUCUGGCAAUAAGCUGAAAGAGUUGUUUACUACUAAAGAAGAAAUAUGGCAAUUUCUACUUGACUCGUGUGGAGAAAAAAUAGUGAACUUAGCUUUACCCUUACUAAAAGAUCAGGAAGGAAAUAUACGAUGCGAAUUUAUUACAGAAUUCAUUUCUGAUGGCGAAAAAGCUGCAGCAUUAUACAAAUUCUUGCAUCGAAACAAAUUAAUGACGGAGGAAAUUGCAAAUCUGCUGUUAACAAAGUGUGAAUUAUAUACGACCGAAAGUGCUAAGGGGUAUUUCUGGCCGGCUUACGGCGGCAUAAAAGCAGUAGCCUAUGUGGGGGAAUUCUUUAAUGAAAGAUUUGCUUCCUUUUUGCGUAUUCGCGCAGGAAUGUGGGGUAAUAUUAAUGUUAAUGUAGAAUAUAGUAACCUUUUACUAGCUGUUCGGGCCUUGCAAAAGAUUGAAAAAACCCUAGAUAGUAGGAUAGACGAUAAUUAUUUUCAUCAAAAAGCUCUAGAAUCUGUUAAUAAUUGUUGGAAUGAACUUCCCAAACACUGGACAGAAGAAGCAUUAUCACGUAUAAAGCCCUUCUAA